Molecule: messenger RNA, 2487 nt
Organism: Trachymyrmex cornetzi
Lineage: Eukaryota; Metazoa; Arthropoda; Insecta; Hymenoptera; Formicidae
Product: desumoylating isopeptidase 2
Exons: 6
Coding region: 736-1347 (203 amino acids)
Biological process (GO): protein deubiquitination
Molecular function (GO): deubiquitinase activity
Source: RefSeq, a predicted model, not a curated record
GAAAAUAUAACUAGAUGCUUAUAAGCAGAGAGAUUUGUAAGUAUUUCGAUAGAUGACGCGGAUUGACAAAUACAUGAACACAUUCUUAUGUUGAGAUACAAGAGACCAAGCAAGAAGCAGCUGCGAGUAGUAACAUUCAUGUAUCUCGGAGAAAAAUUAUCGCUGGAGAAUCGUUUGCAAAAUUUUUAACAGCGGUCUAUAUUGAUCAAUACUGAUAUUAAUCUCAUACUAGUACACAAAUUACUUAUCUAUAUAACAACCUUGCAAACUUGCUGUGCAUUACUUCAAGGAAUUUAAUGGGAUGUCAGUUAGUAAAUAACAUAUCCCUUAUUUACGUUAAUCUUAUUUGUGUUGAAACGUGGUUAAAGCAGAUGGUCGCGCAAACGCAGUGAUAUCUGAUUUUUUGUAAAGGUGGUUCUUUAUUACUCGAAGAAAUUUUCGAAUUUUGAACAUGAAGUGAAUCAACUUUGUAUGUUACAGUUGUAGAGAUGACUGUAAUGAUACAUCAGAAUGAUGUGCCAUAUUUAAUAUAAAGACAACUUGUUUGAUAUUAAAAAAUCAAGAGAGAGACAGAGAGAAUAACAUCCAAACACGCAAAUAGUAAAACAUAGUCUUACAAGAAUGGAUGUAUCUAGCAAUUAAACACAAAGCAUUGUGUUAGUGUCGAGUUUAUGUUGUAAGGUUUAUUAAGACAUUAAUAGUCAACUUUAAUCUGUGGAUUAAUACAAGUUUCCAAUGAUGUUUUCGUCUGGCCUUAACUGUAAUCUCUCCUUUCCCAGUUGUUUGGGUUAUCCACAAGAUAGUGAGGAAUUGAUCCCAAAAAUGGCACGUGAGCCAAUCAUUCUUAAUGUUUAUGAUAUGUAUUGGAUAAAUGAAUAUACUACACCCAUUGGUCUCGGUGUAUUUCACUCUGGAGUGGAAAUAUAUGGAACAGAAUAUGCAUAUGGUGGUCAUGCUCAACCAAAAAGUGGCAUUUUUGAAAUUGCUCCAAGAGUGGCUGACGAACUAGGCGAACAGUUUAGAUACAGACAGUCUGUUCACAUUGGAUAUACAGAUUUUACGGAAGAAGAUGUUUCAAGAAUUAUUACAGAAUUAGGCAAAGAUUUUAGAGGAGACCGUUAUCAUCUCAUGAAUAAAAACUGUAAUCACUUCAGCAGUCAAUUCACAUUAAUUCUAUGUGGACAGGAGAUACCUGGUUGGGUAAAUCGUCUGGCUUAUUUUAGUUCAUGUGUACCAUUUCUCCAACGUUGUUUGCCAAAGGAAUGGUUAACGCCUGAUGCUUUACAACAUUCUCUAAGUCAAAUUAGUCAUCACGAAAGUACACCACCAUCGGAUACUUCAUUGUAACAUUUGGCUAACACUAUUGAAAUGCACGGUCUAAAAUGCCGUAGAAGUUAUACAUUUUAGAUAAUUAAACAUUGUGAAAAGAAAUGUUAAUUAGGACUGAUUAUAUUGCCAAGAUUUGAAAACUUGAGAAACCUGAGAAACUGAACCGUCAAGACAAGGUACAAAUUUGAUAUUGUACACUUGAAUGCGACUGCUGAUAAUUAGUACUGAAAAAAUUGCCUUUGCUGCAGCAUGUUGUUUCCUAAGAUGGCGAUCCACAUGGGUUCGCAUGUGUUCUUUGUUAAAUAAUACAGUCAAGAUAUGAUAGUUACAUAAUGAAUAGAUAAUUACGCAUAAAAAUUUAAACCAUAAUGAGCAGAAAACUCAUUUGCCGACAAAAAAGAAACUUGUUAUAUUAGCAAGAUGUGUAUAUUGAAAUAAUUUUUUUAUAAAAAUUCUUAUUUCUUGUGCUUGUAAAACCGUAAAGCAGUAUGUUUUAAGAUAUAAUGCAUGCACAUAAGUCAGAUAAAUAUAUAUUAUAUAUAAGAUAUAUUGUAUGCGAAUGAUUUGAAUAUUUUAUGAUCUAAUUAUUAAUUUCGAUAAUUAACUUAAACACGUACACGCACAUACUCGUACUUACACAGAGAUACGUAAAUAAACUUCCGCGUAAGUCUUAAUACAGUUGACACUAUAUAUUAUUUUUAAUCAAUUGAACUUUUCCGUAUAUAAAUUUGAUUUUAUCUCUUGCACCUUCUGUUAUGAGCUUUCUACAAUAAGCCAAUAUUUAAACCUUAGCCCACAAACACAAUAGAUUAAACUUUAAGAAAUUUAUCAUUCACAGUUGAAUGUGAAAAGAAUAAUCGGCUAUAAUUGGUCAAUUUCUUAAGGCUUAAGACUUACUACACCUAUUGUGUUUGUGGCUUAGUAUUUAAAGCUUAGGUAAUGACUUAUCAUAGAGAGCCUAUUAUAUUAUCUCUUGGUUUAUUGCUCUAGGGAUCGAUUGUACACACGUGGCAUUUCUAUAUUCUACAUAUAUGGAUUAAAUCAUUGAAUAACUAAAAAUUGAAAAAUAGAUUAAAAAUAGGGAAACUGCUCUUUUUCGAUAGAUUAAAAAUAUACAAACUCGAAUAUAAUUAAUUUAUGAGAUACAUGAACAAAUAU